Molecule: messenger RNA, 393 nt
Organism: Pyrgilauda ruficollis (rufous-necked snowfinch)
Lineage: Eukaryota; Metazoa; Chordata; Aves; Passeriformes; Passeridae
Product: programmed cell death protein 4-like
Exons: 2
Biological process (GO): negative regulation of DNA-templated transcription
Cellular component (GO): nucleus; cytosol
Source: RefSeq, a predicted model, not a curated record
GAACUUGAGAAUCUAAAUGAUGCUCCAUUUUCUGGUGAUGAAGAAAAUGGUGGGUCUGAGGAACGAAAAACUGAAAUCAAUGGAAAUUGGAUUCCUGCAACUUCAAUUACUGAAGCCAAAAUAAAUGCUAAAGCAAAGAGGCGGUUGAGGAAAAACUCCUCUAGAGAUUCUGGGAGAGGAGACUCUGUUAGUGAGAACGGAGAGACGCUGAAGGUUGGAGUUGUACCAACGAGCCCAAAGGGGAAACUCCUGGACAGGCGAUCCCGGUCUGGAAAGGGAAGAGGUCUACCGAAGAAAGGUGGAGCAGGUGGUAAAGGAGUUUGGGGAACACCAGGUCAAGUUUAUGAUGUGGAAGAAGUAGAUAUUAAGGAUCCUAAUUAUGAUGAUGACCAG